Apiotrichum porosum is the source of this 2655-nucleotide messenger RNA. RefSeq lists its product as uncharacterized. The coding region runs from base 1 to 2655 and encodes 884 amino acids. The transcript is spliced from 6 exons. The record is from RefSeq and is a predicted model, not a curated record. Gene Ontology annotation, biological process: transmembrane transport. Gene Ontology annotation, molecular function: oligopeptide transmembrane transporter activity. Lineage: Eukaryota; Fungi; Basidiomycota; Tremellomycetes; Trichosporonales; Trichosporonaceae.
AUGCAGGCCCCGGCUGAGAAGAGCUCCGAUGUGGUCGAGCACAUCGAGGACAGCCACAACCGUGGCGUAUACGCCUACGACGAGGACAGGACCCACAAGAUGAACGAAAAAGACAUUGCUCCCCACGUGGAGGUGUUGUCCGGCGAAGAGGAGAAGCACAUUGAGCACGACCUCGAUGUCACCGGAUACGAGCUUGAGGACCUGGAGUCCAAGUACUCGGACAUGACUCUAAACCGUACCCGUAACAUUAUCCAGCAGCUGUACCUGAUCCACGAGAAUGACCAAAACUUCCCUCGUCCCACUCUCGAGCGUAUGCAAGAGUUUCUCAAGAGCCCUCAGAUCAUGGAAACUCCGGACAAGUACCCGGAACUUGUCCGUGAGAUGAAGAUUGAGGCCAUUCUCGCGACCUCAAACUCUCCGUAUCUCGAGGUCCGGGCCAACGUGGAUCCCACCGAUGACCCGACCAUGCCUUCCCUCACUUUCCGCGUGUUCAUUAUUGGCACCAUUUUUGCGGCCAUUGGUUCCUUUAUCGACACAUUGUUUGGUUUCCGCCAGCCGGCCAUCAGUAUUGGUCCCAACGUCGCUCAGCUUAUUGCUUACCCUUUUGGACGCCUCCUCGCGGCGGCGCUUCCGAGACACGAGUUUAGCACCUUUGGACGCAAAUGGACCAUGAACCCCGGACCCUUCAACAAGAAGGAGCACAUGCUUAUCACCAUCAUGGCGAGCGUGUCGUUUACCGCUCCCUACACGUUCUACAUUGUGCCCGUCCAGGCUAUGCCCAUGUUCUUCAACCAGCCAUUUGCCCGCCAGUUCAGUUACCAGAUCAUCAACACCUUGGGCACCAACUUUGUCGGUUACGGUUUGGCUGGACUGACACGCCGCUUCCUCGUCUUCCCCUCGGUCGCCGUUUGGCCCUCGACGUUCUCGGUCAUUGCCCUAAACAAGGCCUUCCACACGACUACCAACGAGCCCGUCAAGGGUCCGUUUGGCCGCGUGUUCACCGCCUCGCGUGAGAGAAUGUUCCUCUACUCGUUCUUGGCCAUGUUCCUCUACUUUUGGUUCCCUGGCUACAUUUUUCAAGCGAUGUCGGUCUUCAGCUGGAUGACCUGGAUCUCGCCAAACAACGUGGCCCUCUCGGCUGUCACAGGCAUGACCGGCGGUGUAGGCCUCAACCCUUGGCCGACCUUUGACUGGAACAACCUCACCGUCUGGCUCACGCCCCUCACCAUCCCGACCUUCUCCAUCCUUAACAUGUUCUUUGGCAUUCUCAUCGGCGCCGUCAUGUGCAUUGGUGUCUGGUACGGCAAUGGCUGGAACACUGGCUACCUGCCCAUCAACUCCAACUAUGCCUUUGACAACACUGGCGCGUCGUUCAACGUCAGCAAGAUCCUCGACGCCGACAACAACUUUGACGACGCCAAGUACCAGCAGUAUUCGCAGCCUUGGAUGAGUGCUGGCUACGUCGUCUCGUUCAUGUGGUAUUUUGCGCUGUACAGUGCAACUGCCACCUACGUGGCCAUCUACCACCGGCGCGAGAUCAUUGUCGGUGCACGUUCUCUCUGGAAGAGCAUUAAGCGUUCCAUUAAGAAGGGACAUGUCGAGGACGACGAGGACGACCUUGCCGAGGACGUGCACUUCCGCCUCAUGCAGAAGUAUCCCGAGGUGCCUGAAUGGCAAUACCUUAUCGUCCUCCUCAUCUCCAUGGUGUUCGGCUUUGUCGGUGUUGGAGCCUUCCCGACUCAUACUACGCCUGCUGUUUUGGUGUUCGGCAUCAUCAUGCCCAUCAUCGUCAUGAUUCCUUGUGGCCUCGUACAGGCCGUUACCGGUAUCGCUGUACCGCUCAAUGUCCUGGCCGAGUUCAUUGGCGGUGCCCUGAUCGCCGGCAAUGCAAACGCUCUCAUGUACUUCAAAACCUACGGCUAUAUUACCGUCUACCAGGCACUCGCCUUCAGCAACGACCUCAAGCUUGCCCACUACCUCAAGCUGCCUCCGCGCCACACCUUCUCCAUGCAGUUGUGGGCAACUUUGAUCUACUGCUUUGUGUCUAGCGGAAUCCUCAACUUUGCCAUGGGCUUCAAGAAUGCGUGCACCCGCGAUGCUUCGUUCAAGUUUACCUGCCCUGGCCAGCACACGUUCUUCACAUCGGCCGUCUUCUGGGGUACGCUCAGCCCCAAGCGUCUCUUUGGCUCCGGUCUGCGCUACAACUGGAUGCUGUUCGGCUUCCCGCUCGGCGUCAUCGUCGUCCUCAUUUACUGGGGGCUGCGUAAGGCGUUUCCCAAGUCCGAGUUCCUGCGCCAGGUACACCCAGUCAUGAUCUGCGCGGGGCCCUCGACCUGGGGUUCGCCGUACAACCUGGCAUACUACAUCGGCAACGUGUAUGUCGUCCUCCUCUCCUUCCAGUACAUCCGCAAGCGCUACACGGCCUUCUGGGUCAAGUACAACUACGUUAUCGCCGCGUCGUUCCCGACGGGUAUUGCUGUUUGCGCCAUUGUCGUCUUCUUUGCCCUCGAGGUGCCCCACGGCGGGUACAGCGUCAACUGGUGGGGGAACAACGUCCUCAACAAUGGCUGCGAGGGCCAGGGCGGCUGUCCUCGUCUUGAUAUCCCGGCAGUCGGCUACUUUGGCGACGCGCCUGGCUCGGGCAAGUUCACGUAA